Penaeus monodon (black tiger shrimp) is the source of this 1559-nucleotide messenger RNA. RefSeq lists its product as uncharacterized. The transcript is spliced from 6 exons. The coding region runs from base 389 to 1351 and encodes 320 amino acids. Lineage: Eukaryota; Metazoa; Arthropoda; Malacostraca; Decapoda; Penaeidae. The record is from RefSeq and is a predicted model, not a curated record.
CAGCUAUAUUUUUUAUCGGACUGCAAAUAACCAAAAUGAACUAUCCCACAUUUAAGAGACGCGCACACACCGGCGCAUCCAGGGAAUUAAUUCAAUAAUUCCAACGCUAAUCAUCGCCUGACGGUUCAAUCGCGCCUCGAGCUAACCACUCUCACGUGAGGGACGGAGCGAGACCGGCCCGGGAGCGUGACUGUCGCCGUCGAUGGAAAUUGGAUCUUCAAGGCCGCGUGCUUCUUCUGCUCAUUGUUUUCUUUGAGGCAACCUUACGUCUGGUAGCAUCUGGGACUUAUUACUCAGUCGUACAAGUGACAAGAUAAUUUCCACAGGACCGACUGUUUUCUAGCUAGACUUUCCGAAGUGAUAUUCUGUUACUCCUGCCUCGAUUUUUAUGAUGCUCGCGCAAUCUCGUUUCCUGGGAGGCUUCCUCCUGAUGGUGACGGCCGCCGUGCUGGUGCAUUUUCUUCGGAUAGGGAAGCUGCCUAAGAUUCCGUACUCGGCUUCCCCACACGCCGCCCUCCAAGCCACCAAGGCGCUUCUGCCGGAGGAGAAAGCGUUGCCAUGGUGGGAUGGGGGCGACUGCGGUUGCGAAGACGCCGUCCUCUGCCAUCCCAAAGAAGCUCCCAGACUCUCUUGGGAAGACGCGGGCGGCGCAUGCGGUCUGAGGGCGUGGGCGGCAGGCGAAGGGCAGAGAGUGAUUAGCUUUUCGCUGUAUGGGAACGAUGCCCAGUAUUGGAAGGCGUUUCGAAAGAACCUCGAUUCGAUGAAGACCAUGUUCCCCGGCUGGGCUGCGUGGGUGUACACUAAUCCUCGAGGCCGAGAAAAUGUCCUGUGUCCUCUUCUGCGAGACUACCCUUUCCUCUACAUCUGCGACGUCACCAACCUGCCUUCGCUCGGGGAUGUGACAUCCAUCCACAACAUGAUUUGGAGGGCGCUGCCCCUCGGCGAUGCAAAGCUCUCUGCCUUCUUCGUUCGAGAUUCCGACGCCCUCCUCCUGGAGCGAGAGGCAGAGGCAGUGAAGGAGUGGCUGUCGGAGAACAAGACCUUCCACGUGCUACGGGACCACCCUCACCACACCGCCCCCAUCAUGGGGGGGCUGUGGGGCGCGCGAUGGGACCACGUGGGGGCGCCAGCCAGACACUCGCUCGUGGCACUCAGAGACGCCAUUAUGCGGGUGGCGAGAGGGAGGUUCAGGAAAGGCGCCGACCAGCCGAUGCUGUGGGGGCGGCAGAGAAGUCGACCCCCUGCUUGUGAGGAGACCCUGCCCCGUGAAAUGCCGCCCAAAGAAUCAUCAGGAUUGGACUUAUUGCUGAUUUCAAUUUUCAGCGAAGAGUGUCUCCAUUUUUUGUGCUAAACUUUUUAAAUUUUAAGAUUAGUGAGCGCAAUUGAUACUGAUAAUGUUCAUUUAUAAUAUAGUGUCAUUAGCAUUAAUAAAUGGAGGAAUUAUGUGAAUCAGGCCAUUCGAAGACGGGAUCUCCUCUUCUCUAUGGAAUGUAUACGUCAUUAAUGUACACUUUUUGCUAUACAGAGGCAGUGGCACGUUUAAUACAGUUUCCUUGUUC